Gossypium raimondii (Peruvian cotton) is the source of this 2089-nucleotide messenger RNA. RefSeq names its product pentatricopeptide repeat-containing protein At1g63330-like. Bases 54 to 1850 code for a protein of 598 amino acids. NCBI's taxonomy places the organism in Eukaryota, Viridiplantae, Streptophyta, Magnoliopsida, Malvales, Malvaceae. Gene Ontology annotation, molecular function: protein binding. The transcript has 2 exons. The record is from RefSeq and is a predicted model, not a curated record.
CCCAAAAGCCAAAAGCUGCCGACCCUCAAAUUGGUAGCCGCAAAAUCCCCUCCAUGAUAAUGAAGUGGAAGCUGCACAAAACUGUUCUUCCUCGUUUUCAUCAAAUCGGUAACCAUUAUUCACUUCUUCAUAUAAAAACCAACUCCUCCUCCUCCUCCUCCUCUUCUUCUUUUAAUGGCGUAUACAGCACCACAAAUUCAUCCGAGAAAGGAAAUAGAAAAAAGUAUGAGUUUCAUAACAUUGUUGAUGCCCUUACUUUGUUUAAUAAAAUGACCCAUGCUUCUCCCAAGCCAUGUAUUGUUGAAUUCAACAAACUAUUAGGUUCUAUUGUGGGAAUGAAACAUUAUGCCAUUGUUGUUUCUCUUUGUAAACAAAUGGAAUUGUUGGGGAUAAGACAUGAUGUUUAUACUCUUAAUAUUUUGAUGAAUUGUUUCUGUCUUUCGAAUUGUGUCAGUUUCGGGUUUUCGGUUUUAGGGAAAAUGUUGAAGCUUGGUUAUAGAUUGAAUUUAGUUACUUACUCUACUUUGAUUAAAGGGUUUUGUACUCAAGGUAAAGUUGGUCAAGCUGGUAAGUUGUUUGAUGAGAUGGUUUUAAUGGGGUUUCGACCGGAUUUGUAUUUAUAUACGAUAAUGGUUAAUGGAUAUUGUAAAAUGGGUAAUAGCGAUGGCGCUGUUAGAAUGUUGAGGGAGAUGAAAGAAAGGGGUUUCAGGCUUGAUUUAGUGGCGUAUACAUCUGUUAUAGAUUGCCUUUUUAAGACUAAGUAUAUAUCAGAGGCUUUGGACAUUGUGGAUGAAAUGAAGGGCAAAGGUAUUCAACUGGAUGUUGUUACUUACAGUUCGUUAAUUCGAGCGAUGUGUAGUUUGGGAAAUUGGAGUGAGGUGAAGAGAUUACUCAAUGAAAUGGAGAGUAACGAUUUGAAACUGAAUGUUGUGACUUUUAAUAUAUUGGUUGGUGGAUUUUGUAAAGAAGGGAAAAUUUCUGAGGCUUUAGGUGUGGUUGCAAUGAUGACUCGUAAAGGGGUUUGGCCUAAUGUUAUUACGUAUAGUGAAUUGAUAAACAUGUAUUGUUUGCAGGGUGAAUUGGAUGAGGCUAGAAAGGUUUUUGAUUCGAUGGUUAACCUUGGAUGUGAACGUAAUGUAUUUAGUUACAAUAUCAUGAUCAAUGGAUAUUGUAAAACUAACAAGAUAGAGGAAGCGCUAAAGCUCUUUCAUGAAAUGACUCAGAAAGGACCGGCUCCCGACGUUGCUACGUACACUAGUCUUAUGCGUUGCAUGUUCCAAGUAGGGAGGCUUUCAGAUGCAGAAGAACUCUUCGAGAAUAUGCGUGCUUGUGGUCAAGUUCCAAAUCAUAUUACUUACUCAGUUUUGCUAGAUGGUUUAUGCAAACGUGGUCAAAUUGAUGUGGCAUUAGAACUAUUUCAUGCAGUGCAAAACAAUGAGUUAGAACCCUAUAUUUUCCACUAUAAUAUCCUACUUGAUGGCUUGAUCGAAGCCAAGCAUUUCGAAGCUGCAACAAGACUCUUUUCACACGUCUUUGCUAUUGGUUUAAAGCCUAGUCUGCCGACAUAUAACAUAAUGAUCAAGGGACUUUGCAAUGAAGGACUACCUGAAAAAGCAUAUGAUCUUUUCAGGAAGAUGGAAGAAGAUGAUUGUUUUCCAAAUAACAUCUCUUACAAUAUUACAAUUCGGGGUUUCCUUCAAAGAAAUGACAUGUCUAAAGCUAUGAAAAUUCUUCAUGAAAUGGUAGAUAAAGGAUUUUCUGCUGAUUCAUUAACAGUAGUCAAGUUAGUGACUCUAUUGGCAGUGACUGAAGAAGAUCAACCAACUUAUGAGAUAAGGCAGGCAUUGUGAAGAUUGUCAAACAAUAAAGAGGAAGUUCCACAGUGAAUAUGAACGUUUACUAGCUUGUUGAAGUGAAUCAGAAAGGGAAAAUGAAGCAAAAGUACAAAAACAAUGCAAAAAAAGCUCAAAAAAGAUUCAUUCACAGCCGAAUUGGUAAAUAAUGAUCAAGAUUUAACAAUACAAAUAACCAAGUAUAGUUCAAUGUUUUUACUCCACCUGCUAUAUAGGUUUUCUAUAGUUUUUAUAUC